AUGUCGGCCACAGCAGGCGGUGGCUUCGAAACUCAUAAGUCACUACCGAUGGAUCAAUUCGAACAGCUAUGGUCUCAGGCCCUCAGCGACUACACCAAGAAGACUAAGAUCGACCUCUCGAAGCACCCGUUGGCGAAAGACCUGGCUAUGCUCACCUCUCCCGAAGCUAUUUGUGACGUCUUUCAAGAGAAGAUGAAGCGAUACCGGAAAGAGGACACGAAGUGGGGCAGGAUCCGCAACGACUAUGUGAAGCCGAUUGUCAACGCCUUGCUGAUAGUCAACGAGACUUUGGGGGAGACGGCUGGCAACUUUUCCGUAAUCCCAGGCGGCAAAGUGCUCUUCGUUGCCUUCGGGGCUGUCCUUCUCGCUACGAAGGGGGUCUCGGAACGAUACGAUGCAUUGUUAGAUCUCCUGGACGAGAUCAAAAUAUUUUUCGAAUCCUUGCGCCUUCGCACCACGAGCCCUGCGAGCUGGCGUAACAAACUGUCUCGAAACAUCGCGUCUCUGAUCCUGGCGCACAUCCUUGACGCUUUCGCCCUUGCUACAAGUUUCAUAUCAUCUACCAACCGCUCGUGUGCGCGUCUACUACAUCUCGGUCAUAGCCUUACCGGCACCAAGGACAUGCAGGAAGCUCUGAAACGCUUGCGCUUGCUCACAACUCUGGAGUCCCAGGCGAUAUCAUCAGAAACGCGUGUAGACGUUGCCGAGUGUCGUGGCAUCGCGGCGCAGCUUCGACAAGAGUUGGGCAAGAUGAAGACGGUACAAGCACUCGACUCUCUGUCCUUGAAGAUCGUAGAGCGUAGCGUCGGGGAUGUAUUGUCUAAACUCGUCAUCGUCGCAAACGAGCUCCACGAGGCGGCGCUCAGCAUCGAAGAGAAAGCGGAGGCUCGCGAUCUGCUGGGAAGACUGGACCGUGUAGGCUUUGCGGACUUAAUAUCUCAGCGGCGCAGCGGAUGCUUGCCAGGAACUCGCGUCGCAGUCCUUGAUACCCUCUUCUCCUGGAGCAACGAUGCUGAUGCGCCACGCAUAUACUGGCUGAAUGGCAUGGCUGGCACUGGGAAGUCGGCGAUAGCGCGUUCAUUCGCUCAGAGGCUUCGGGAUAACGGCACUCUCGGCGGCAGCUACUUUUGCUCUCGUGAAAGUCAUCCUGAACUCGCUGACGCCAACCGGAUCGUGCCGACUCUUGCCGCGGCACUGGCUGGGUUCGAUGUCCAAUACAAGGUCGCGCUCUUAUCCGUAUUGAAACGAUACUCCUCCGAUGCGCAUCCGAGUACCUGGGUGAUCAAGCUGCAGGUCAAAAGGCUAUUCUUCGAACCGUACUCGUGUUAUAUGCGCGAGGUCUCGACGUCCCCUAUGCCUAUCUUGGUCAUUGAUGCCUUGGAUGAAGCGAGCGACGAUACUGUCGGCGAUCUUUUGGAUAGCUUGACAUCUGUGUCAAGGCGGCUGCCUAUCAAGUUCUUUCUUACCUCUCGCCCAGAAAGGCACAUCCGAUGGCGCUUGGACUCCUUUCAGUACGGCAACCAUCUACGGCUCCAUGACGUAGAGGAGACGAUAGUCACGGCAGACAUUCGCCUCUACAUCAAGCACCGGCUUAACGCUAUCGUUGAUCGGUUUCGAGGAAGGGCUGCGUUCCCCGAGGAUUGGCCGACCAGGCAAGACACGGAAUCUCUCGUCUCCUUGUCAGGAUCGCUGUUCAUCUAUGCGUUCACCACGACCGAACACAUCGGUGACCGCAAUCCCGUGAAGCGGAUGCAGGAUGUGCUCAACGUCCGGCGUCGAUUAUGGACGGCCGCGAAUCCCUUGAAUGACCUGGACCGCAUAUACACGUUCAUACUGAACGCCGCGACUGCGGAUCGUACUUUGGAAGAGCUGCUCUUGACGAAGCGCACUCUUGCUGCGAUCUUGGCCGCUCGAGAGCUUCUGAGCCUCCGCACAUUAGCCAGGCUACUAGGAUCUGCUGUUGACGAGAUUAGAGAUGCUCUCGACGAGCUCCAUGCAGUCGUCAAUGUGCCCGAAGAUGCUGACCAUGGAUCUGUGUCGACGCUGCAUGCUUCGUUCGGCGAUUUCCUCACGGAUCGUGAGCGCGUACAAGGCCUUAUGCAUGUCAACCUGGUAAAUGGUCACCGCGAUCUUGCCAUAGGUUGUCUCGAUGUUGCGCUGUCCGACGAUCUCCAUUUCAAUAUGAGUCGAGCACGAACAUCAUUCCUGUCAAAUGAAGAACAGGGCAUCACCGUCACCUUUGGUCACGAUGUCCAAUACGUUUGCAAGCAAUGGGUUCACCAUUCUCGCUCAGUCACUCGGCCAUCCGCGGCGUUCUUGAAUCAGGUUGCUGCAUUUCUGUCGACCAAAUUUCUAUUCUGGCUGGAAGGCCUCAGUGCAUUAGAUGUGGACCUAGAAGUGAUCUCCGAGUCCUCGAAGAGUUACGAUGAUUGGGAGCUCCCACAAGGCACGUCCUUUCCAAAGGUCAUGGUCCAAGAAGCUUGCGAUAUACUGGACAUGAUGGGAGGUGCUAUCAGAUGCAGUGCGCCACACGUCUACUUAUCGCUUUUACCAUUCAUGUUCCUAUUCCCGAACAUGGAAAAGGCUCAUAGAGCUUCCUUUGCGCUGACAGCUUCCCCCCACUUCCAAUGGCUCGACGAAAAUAUAGGCGACGAAGGGUAUCGACUCGUCGCAUGUUCUCAUGACAAGCGAUCCAUUGCGGCGGUCUCGGGAGAUUGCAAUAUCGACGUUUGGAGCCUCCCCGACGGAGAGCCGCAAAGACGACCUGAUACUUCACACGGCUCCCCUGGUCGCUUCGUGACCAUCACGUUCUCUCCUGACAGCACCUCCAUCUGGGCCGCAUCGCGCGAUGGCACAGUAUGGAUAUGGGAACGUGCCACUGGCCGAUACCUCACCCGAUGGGAGGGGAAGGCAACCACUCCUCUCGCCAUGGCUUUCUCUUCGGAUGGACGGUAUCUUGCUAUCGCAUCGAAGCCGCUCGAAGGAUAUCCCAACUGGUGUAUACAUCUUUGGGAACUCCCAAUCUCGGGUGACACAAGCGUUCAUCUCAAGGCCAAACUUCAACUCACUCCGGAGGACAUAGAUAGGUCUAGCGAUGAGCCCGCUUUCCGUAUGCUUGAAUUCUCCCCUUCUAGCUCUUACAUCGUGGUCGGCACGAGUGUCUUGGCGUUGUAUGGGUGGGACGUUGAGACCGGUGAACUCUGCCUACAACGCUGGCCGGAUUCAUUGGGCUUGAAGGACCAUUCUAUUAAUAUCACAGCACUCAACUUCCUAUCUGACCAUGAGAUCUUGUUUGGAUCACAAUGGGAUGGGGAACUACGAGUCCUUGACAUGAAUGCCGGCCAGCCUAGCUCUCAUCCGGAGCUAGUGGUUUCCGGCUACGAGCCUGAGACCAAGUUUGUUCCAGGCACUACCACUUCUUACAAAGGCCCUGAUGGCACGUUCAUGGCCACUGCACUUGUGAGCGGGAUCCAUCUCUGGAGUAUGGGCACGGGAGUCAGCACUAGACCUGAUCUUGAGGGUCAUGUCGGCCCCUUCGAUUUCAUCUCUAUCUCGAGGGAUGGAAGUUACAUCAUCUCGGGGGCGGGUUCGGGGAAUACCGACGGUCUCCUAGAUGAUAACGUUCUUGAUUACUCUAUCAUUGUCUGGGACAUAGAUCCAAGCUCAGAUAGAUGCAGAUCAGCCAUGAACAACGACUUUGAUCACUUCUAUCUCCCUGAUCACAACUCUGGAUUGCUACAAGGCCCGAAAAGAGAGCUCCUUCUGUACAUCCCGAAGAAGUUCCGCCAAUAUCUCCAGCAUCCGCCCAUCAUCCAUCGUUUCGCCGCCGGUCGGCUCACCAUCGACUGGACGGAUGCCGUGUAUGGCGAGGACUGGACGAAGUGUUAUAUGGGACCUAGGUGA
This is a messenger RNA of Peniophora sp. CBMAI 1063, 3903 nucleotides long. The record is from the annotation of a GenBank genome assembly. NCBI's taxonomy places the organism in Eukaryota, Fungi, Basidiomycota, Agaricomycetes, Russulales, Peniophoraceae.